Messenger RNA from Pseudomyrmex gracilis, 623 nucleotides. Its product is annotated as migration and invasion enhancer 1. The record is from RefSeq and is a predicted model, not a curated record. Gene Ontology annotation, biological process: negative regulation of apoptotic process; positive regulation of filopodium assembly. Bases 232 to 522 code for a protein of 96 amino acids. Lineage: Eukaryota; Metazoa; Arthropoda; Insecta; Hymenoptera; Formicidae. The transcript is spliced from 4 exons.
GUUAGUAUGUACGUGCAGUUGCUUGUAUGUGUGUGUGUUUUACAUAGUGGAUUUUUAUUUCCAAUAAUGUGCCUAUUGUUGUUUGCGACGGAAGUUAGGUUACGCUCCAGUUAAAGGGCUGUUUUUAGCGAAUGGACGGACUGAAUUAAUCGAACGCGAGGAGGCAACAGGCCUGAUGUGCGUUGAAUUGGACGUAACGAUUAUCUAUAAUUAAAGUAUGCAGCAGAAGAAAUGGACGUGAAAGUUGACGUUGAAUACUGUGGUUCGUGCGGGCACAAGAAACAAUUUCUUGAGUUGGCGGAGGAAAUAAAAAAGAACGUACCCAAUGCUACCGUAGCCGGUGCUGAAGGAAGACAAGCUUCUUUUGAAGUACAAGUCAAUGACGAACUGGUGUAUUCAAAGCUUCAAACGCUAGCGUUUCCUGACUUUGCUGCAGUUGCAGACAUGAUCAAGGAUGUAUCCGCGGGUAAACCAGUGAGAAAGAUUGAUCAACAACAGCCUGUAGACUGUGUAUUGCUAUAAACGUUUUUAUUACAAAUCAGGUACAAUCGUAUCAUUCAUGUAAAAUUUGUUAUAUUGAUAUGUAUGAGUUUAUAUAAAUUUGCUAAAGGCUUAUAAUAGAA